Messenger RNA from Condylura cristata (star-nosed mole), 8984 nucleotides. RefSeq names its product nuclear receptor corepressor 2 (gene NCOR2). Gene Ontology annotation, molecular function: transcription corepressor activity. The transcript has 50 exons. Bases 225 to 7985 code for a protein of 2586 amino acids. Lineage: Eukaryota; Metazoa; Chordata; Mammalia; Eulipotyphla; Talpidae. The record is from RefSeq and is a predicted model, not a curated record. Gene Ontology annotation, biological process: negative regulation of transcription by RNA polymerase II.
CCGAUCAGCACCGCCACUUGCCUGAGAGCCGGGGCGGCCGGAGCGCGCCCCGAGCUCGGGCGCCGCCGCCGCUACCUCGGUGAGGUCGCCUCCCCAGUCUUGGACGACGCGAGGUGCUGGCGGCCAUCUCUGGUGCCCGGACAGGUGUCCCGCGAGCAGAUGUCGAGGACUGACUUUUGAUCCUUGGAAGCCACUGUGAGGAAGCCCCCCAGACGCCCAGCGCCAUGUCGGGGUCCACACAGCCUGUGGCGCAGACGUGGAGGGCAACCGAGCCCCGCUACCCGCCCCACGGCAUCCCCUACCCCGUGCAGAUCGCCCGGCCCCACGCGGAUGUCGGGCUGCUUGAGUACCAGCAUCAUCCCCGGGACUACACCUCACACCUGUCGCCUGGCUCCAUCAUCCAGCCCCAGAGGAGGAGGCCUUCCCUGCUGUCUGAAUUUCAGCCUGGGAACGAGAGGUCCCAGGAGCUUCACCUGCGACCCGAGUCCCACACCUACCUGCCCGAGCUGGGCAAGUCAGAGGUGGAGUUCAUCGAGAGCAAGCGCCCCCGCCUAGAGCUGUUGCCCGACCCCCUGCUGCGGCCUGCACCCCUGCUUGCUGCGGGUCAGCCUGGGGGCUCGGAGGACCUGUCCAAGGACCGCAGCCUCACAGGCAAGCUGGAACCCGUGUCUCCUCCCAGCCCCCCACAUGCCGACCCCGAGCUGGAGCUGGUGCCUCCACGGCUGUCCAAGGAGGAGCUGAUCCAGAACAUGGACCGUGUGGACCGUGAGAUCACCAUGGUGGAGCAGCAGAUCUCCAAGCUGAAGAAAAAACAGCAACAGCUGGAGGAGGAGGCAGCCAAGCCGCCUGAGCCCGAGAAGCCCGUGUCCCCGCCGCCCAUCGAGUCAAAGCAUCGCAGCCUGGUGCAGAUCAUCUAUGACGAGAACCGGAAGAAGGCCGAAGCUGCACAUCGGAUUCUGGAAGGUCUGGGGCCUCAAGUGGAGCUGCCGCUGUACAACCAGCCUUCUGACACCAGGCAGUAUCAUGAGAACAUCAAAAUGGGCACCAGGGCUGUGCUGAGGUUGGAGCCUUCUGCCUCCAAGUGGGAGCAAAGCAUCAGAGGUGUGACUACUGGAAGAAACCAGGCGAUGCGGAAAAAGCUAAUUCUGUACUUCAAGAGGAGGAAUCACGCGCGGAAACAAUGGGAGCAGAAGUUCUGCCAGCGCUAUGACCAGCUCAUGGAGGCCUGGGAGAAGAAGGUGGAGCGCAUCGAGAACAACCCCCGGCGGCGGGCCAAAGAGAGCAAGGUGCGCGAGUACUACGAGAAGCAGUUCCCCGAGAUCCGCAAGCAGCGGGAGCUGCAGGAGCGCAUGCAGAGCAGGGUGGGCCAGCGCGGCAGCGGGCUCUCCAUGUCGGCCGCCCGCAGCGAGCACGAGGUGUCUGAGAUCAUCGACGGUCUCUCGGAGCAGGAGAACCUGGAGAAGCAGAUGCGCCAGCUGGCCGUGAUCCCGCCCAUGCUGUACGACGCCGACCAGCAGCGGAUCAAGUUCAUCAACAUGAACGGGCUCAUGGACGACCCCAUGAAGGUGUACAAGGACCGGCAGGUCAUGAACAUGUGGAGCGAGCAGGAGAAGGAGACCUUCCGGGAGAAGUUCAUGCAGCACCCCAAGAACUUUGGCCUGAUCGCAUCGUUCCUGGAGCGGAAGACGGUGGCUGAGUGUGUCCUUUAUUACUACCUGACAAAGAAAAAUGAGAACUACAAGAGCCUGGUGAGGAGGAGCUACCGGCGCCGUGGCAAGAGCCAGCAGCAGCAGCAACAGCAGCAACAGCAGCAGCAGAUGCCCCGGAGCAACCAGGAGGAGAAAGAUGAGAAGGAGAAGGAGGCCGAGAAGGAGGAGGAGAAGCCAGACGUGGAGAACGACAAGGAGGAACUGAUCAAAGAGAAGACGGAUGACACCUCUGGGGAGGACAAUGAUGAGAAGGAGGCAGUGGCCUCCAAAGGCCGCAAAACCGCCAACAGCCAGGGGAGGCGCAAAGGCCGCAUCACGCGCUCCAUGGCCAACGAGGCCAACAGCGAGGAGGCCGCCACCCCCCAGCAGAGCGCCGAACUGGCUUCCAUGGAGAUGAACGAGAGCUCCCGCUGGACCGAGGAGGAGAUGGAGACGGCCAAGAAAGGUCUCCUGGAGCAUGGCCGCAACUGGUCGGCCAUUGCCCGGAUGGUGGGCUCCAAGACGGUGUCUCAGUGUAAGAACUUCUACUUCAACUACAAGAAGAGGCAGAACCUGGAUGAGAUCCUGCAGCAGCACAAGCUGAAGAUGGAGAAGGAGAGGAACGCUCGGAGGAAGAAGAAGAAAGUUCCCGCCGCCGCCAGCGAGGAAGCUGCCUUCCCGCCCGUGGUGGAAGACGAAGAGAUGGAGGCCUCCGGCGUGAGCGGGAACGAGGAGGAGAUGGUAGAGGAGGCAGAAGCUUUACAUGCUUCUGGGAACGAGGCACCCAGAGGGGAAUGCAGUGGCUCAGCCGCGGUCAACAACAGCUCAGACACUGAAAGCGUCCCCUCCCCCCGCACCGAGACCUCCAAGGACACGGGGCAGAACGGGCCGAAGCCCACGCCCGCCCCUGGCACCGACGCGCCGCCCGCUGAGCCACACAACCCUCCUCCCGAGGACGCCCCAGCCCCCACUGAGCCUACUGCCACCCCCGAGGCCACCGGCCCUCCCACACCCCCACCAGCGCCCCCGUCGCCUUCUGCACCCCCUCCUCUGGUCCCCAAGGAGGAGAAGGAAGAAGAGGCCGUAGUGGCCCCCUCCGUGGAGGAGGGGGAGGAGCAGAAGCCCCCUGUGACCCAAGAGCUGGCACUGGACGUGGGCAAGACCGAGGAUUCUGGGGAGGCGGCCCCCGCAGAGCCAGUCAAGAGCGAGUGCAAGGAGGAGGCCACAGAGGAAGGGCCAGACAAGGCCCGGGGGCGCGCAGACGCGGGCCCUGAGGCUGUGCCCGAGGGCGCUCUGAAGGUGGAGAGCAAGGAGGGCGGCGGGCCCGUGGCCAAAGCUCCCUCGGCCAAGGGCUCAGGCGCCCCCCAGGACAGUGACUCCAGUGCCACCUGCAGCGCCGACGAGGUGGAUGAGCCCGAGGGGGGCGACAAGAACAGGCUGCUGUCCCCACGACCCAGCCUCCUCACCCCGACCAGCGACACCAGGGCUAAUGCCUCGCCCCAGAAGCCCCUGGACCUGAAGCAGCUGAAGCAGCGUGCCGCCGCCAUCCCCCCCAUCGUCACCAAAGUCCAUGAGCCCUCCCGGGAGGAUGCUGCUCCCCCUAAGCCAGCUCCCCCUGCCCCGCUGCCUUCACAGCACCUGCAACCAGACAGUGACACCCCCCAACAGCCCAGCAGCAGCCCUCGAGGCAAAAGCAGGAGCCCUGUGCCUCCUGCUGAGAAAGAGGCAGAAAAGCCAGCAUUCUUCGCGGCGGAGGGCCAGAAGCUGCCCACAGAGCCGCUGUGCUGGACGUCAGGCCUGCCCUUCCCCGUGCCCCCGCGAGAGGUCAUCAAGGCCUCCCCGCACACCCCUGAUCCCUCGGCUUUCUCCUACGCCCCGCCUGGUCACCCGCUGCCCCUGGGCCUCCAUGACAGUGCCCGGCCUGUCCUGCCUCGUGCACCCACCAUCUCCAACCCGCCGCCCCUCAUUUCCUCCACCAAGCACCCCAGCGUCCUCGAGAGACCAUUGGGUUUCAUCCCCCAGUCAGGGACAAUGCAGCUCCACGUCCCAUACUCAGAGCACGCCAAGGCCCCCGUGGGCCCCACGGCGAUGGGGCUGCCCCUCACCAUGGACCCCAAGAAGCUGGUGCCCUUUAGCGGAGUGAAGCAGGAGCAGCUGUCCCCGCGGGGCCAGGCUGGGCCACCGGAGAGCCUGGGGGUGCCCACGGCCCAGGAGACGUCUGUGCUGAGAGGGACGUCUCUGGGCGCGGUGCCAGGCGGAAGCAUCACCAAGGGCAUCCCCAGCACAAGGGUGCCUUCCGAGAGCCCCAUCACAUACCGUGGCUCCAUCACCCACGGCACUCCCGCCGAUGUCCUGUACAAGGGCGCCAUCACCCGGAUUGUGGGCGAGGACAGUCCUAGCCGCCUGGACCGCAGAGAAGAUGGCCUGCCCAAGGGCCAUGUCAUCUACGAGGGCAAGAAGGGCCACGUGCUAUCCUAUGAGGGCGGCAUGUCCGUGACCCAGUGCUCCAAGGAGGACGGCAGGAGCAGCUCGGGCUCCGCCCACGAGACGGCCGCCCCCAAGCGCACCUACGACAUGAUGGAGGGCCGCGUGAGCCGGGCCAUCUCCUCGGCCAGCAUCGAAGGUCUCAUGGGCCGCGCCAUCCCCACGGAGCGACACAGCCCCCACCACCUCAAGGAGCAGCCGCACAUCCGAGGUUCCAUCACCCAAGGGAUCCCACGGUCCUACGUGGAGGCCCAGGAAGACUACCUGCGCCGGGAGGCCAAGCUCCUGAAGCGGGAGGGGACGCCCCCGCCACCCCCACCGCCCCCCCGGGACCUGGCCGAAGCCUACAAGGCCCGGCCCUUGGAGGCCCUGGGGCCCCUGAAGCUGAAGCCCGCGCACGAGGGCCUGGUGGCCACAGUGAAGGAGGCCGGCCGCUCCAUCCACGAGAUCCCGCGGGAGGAGCUUCGGCGCACGCCCGAGCUGCCCCUGGCCCCGCGGCCGCUCAAGGAGGGCUCCAUCACGCAGGGCACCCCGCUCAAGUACGACACGGGCACCUCUUGCACCGGCUCUAAGAAGCACGAUGUGCGCUCCAUCAUCGGCAGCCCCGGCCGCACCUUCCCCCCCGUGCACCCGCUGGACGUGAUGGCGGACGCCCGGGCGCUGGAGCGUGCCUGCUACGAGGAGACACUCAAGUGCCGGCCGGGGGCCGUCAGCAGCUCCGGGGGUUCCAUCACCCGGGGAGCCCCGGUCAUCGUGCCCGAGCUAGGCAAGCCGCGGCAGAGCCCCCUGACCUACGAGGACCACGGGGCGCCCUUCACUGGCCACCUGCCCCGCGGCUCGCCUGUGACCACGCGGGAGCCCACCCCACGCCUGCAGGAGGGCAGCCUCUCGUCCAGCAAGGCGUCCCAGGACCGGAAGCUGACUUCCACGCCCCGCGAGAUCGCCAAGUCCCCGCACAGCGCCGUGCCCGAGCACCACCCUCACCCCAUCUCCCCCUACGAGCACCUGCUUCGGGGCGUGAGCGGCGUGGACCUGUACCGCGGCCACAUCCCCCUGGCCUUCGACCCCGCCGCCAUUCCCCGUGGGAUCCCGCUCGACGCAGCCGCCGCCUAUUACUUGCCCCGGCACCUGGCACCCAGCCCCACCUACUCGCACCUGUACCCGCCGUACCUCAUCCGCGGCUACCCCGACACGGCCGCGCUGGAGAACCGCCAGACCAUCAUCAACGACUACAUCACCUCGCAGCAGAUGCACCACAACGCGGCGGCCGCCAUGGCCCAGCGCGCCGACGUGCUGCGGGGCCUGUCUCCCCGGGAGUCCUCGCUGGCCCUGAACUACGCCACCGGCCCACGAGGUAUCAUUGACCUGUCCCAAGUGCCACACCUGCCUGUGCUGGUGCCUCCAACACCGGGCACACCAGCCACCGCCAUGGACCGCCUCGCCUACCUCCCCACUGCACCGCAGCACUUCGGCAGACUCAGCAGCUCCCCGCUCUCCCCAGGGGGCCCCACGCACUUGACAAAACCAACUGCCACGUCCUCGUCUGAGAGGGAGCGAGAGCGGGACCGGGACCGCGAGCGGGACCGGGACCGCGAGCGGGAGCGCGAGAAGUCCAUCCUCGCGUCCACCACAACGGUAGAGCAUGCACCCAUCUGGAGACCUGGUACAGAGCAGAGCAGCGGUGGGAGUGGCAGCAGCCGCCCCGCCUCCCACUCCCACCAGCACUCGCCCAUCUCCCCGCGGACCCAGGACGCCAUCCAGCAGAGACCCAGCGUGCUGCACAACACGGGCGUGAAGGGCAUCAUCACCUCCGUGGAGCCCAGCACGCCCACGGUCCUGAGGUGGGCCAGGUCCACCUCCACCUCCUCACCUGUCCGCCCGGCGGCCACAUUCCCGCCCGCUGCCCACUGCCCACUGGGUGCCACCCUGGAUGGGGUCUACCCCCCGCUCUCGGAGCCGGUCCUGCUGCCCAAGGAGGCGCCGCGGGGGGCGCGGCCUGAGCGGCCCCGGGCAGAAGCCGGCCACGCCUUCCUCCCCAAGCCCCCCGCCCGCUCGGCGCUGGAGCCCGCCUCGUCCCCCGGCAAGGCCACCGAGCCCCGACCCCUGGUGCCGCCCGGCUCCAGCCACUCUGCCAUCGCCCGCACCCCAGCAAAGAGCCUCGCACCCCACCACACCAGCCCGGACCCGCCGGCGCCCCCCGCCUCAGCCGCGGACCCGCACCGGGAAAAGACUCAAAGUAAACCCUUUUCCAUCCAGGAAUUGGAACUCCGUUCUCUGGGUAAGACCACCCUGACAGCGGCCACCUUCAUAGACGCGAUUAUCAUGCGUCAAAUUGCUCACGAUAAAGGGCCGCGAGAAGGAGGUUCGCUGGCCGACGACUCCGCUCGCGAUGGGUACCACGGCGGCAGCUACAGCCCCGAUGGGGUGGAGCCCGUCAGCCCCGUGACCUCACCCAGCCAUGACAAGGGGCUCCCCAAACACCUCGAGGAGCUUGACAAGAGCCACCUGGAAGGGGAGCUGCGGCACAAGCAGCCAGGCCCCGGGAAGCUCGGCGGCGAGGCCACACACCUGCCCCACCUGCGGCCGUUGCCCGAGAACCAGCCCUCAUCCAGCCCGCUGCUGCAGGCCGCCCCGGGGGUCAAAGGUCACCAGCGGGUGGUCACUCUGGCACAGCACAUCAGUGAGGUCAUCACGCAGGACUACACGCGUCACCACCCACAGCAGCUCAACACACCCCUCCCUGCCCCUCUCUACUCCUUCCCCGGGGCCAGCUGCCCCGUCCUGGACCUCCGCCGCCCACCCAGUGACCUCUACCUCCCACCCCCGGACCAUGGCGCCCCGACCCGUGGCUCCCCCCACAGCGAGGGGGGCAAGAGGUCUCCAGAGCCAAGCAAGACGGCAGCCCUGGGCAGCAGCGAGGAUGGGAUUGAGCCCGUGUCCCCACCCGAGGGCAUGGCUGAGCCCGGACAUCCCCGGAGUGCUAUGUACCCGCUGCUCUACCGGGAUGGGGAGCCGGCAGAGCCCAGCAGGAUGGGCUCCAAGUCUCCAGGCAACACCAGCCAGCCGCCAGCCUUCUUCAGCAAGCUGACGGAGAGCAACUCUGCCAUGGUCAAGUCCAAGAAACAGGAGAUCAACAAGAAGCUGAACACCCACAACCGCAAUGAGCCGGAAUACAAUAUCGGCCAGCCAGGGACAGAGAUCUUUAACAUGCCGGCCAUCACCGGAGCAGGCCUUAUGACCUGUAGGAGCCAGGCGGUGCAGGAGCAUGCCAGCACCAACAUGGGGCUGGAGGCCAUAAUUAGAAAGGCGCUCAUGGGUAAAUAUGACCAGUGGGAGGAGCACCCGCUCAGCGCCAAUGCUUUUAACCCUCUGAGUGCCGGUGCCAGCCUGCCCGCUGCUAUGCCCAUAACCGCUGCUGACGGACGGAGCGAACACGCACUCACCUCGCCAGGUGGUGGCGGGAAGGCCAAAGUCUCUGGCAGACCCAGCAGUCGAAAAGCCAAGUCCCCAGCCCCAGGCCUGGCGCCCGGAGACCGGCCGCCCUCGGUCUCCUCGGUGCACUCGGAGGGAGACUGCAACCGCCGGACCCCACUCACCAGCCGCGUGUGGGAGGACCGGCCCUCAUCCGCAGGUUCCACGCCGUUCCCCUACAACCCCCUGAUCAUGCGACUGCAAGCUGGGGUCAUGGCCUCCCCCCCUCCACCUGGCCUGCCCACGGGUGGCGGGCCUCUUGCCGGACCCCACCACGCCUGGGAUGAGGAGCCCAAGCCGCUGCUGUGCUCACAGUACGAAACACUCUCCGACAGCGAGUGACUGACCCGUGGGGUGGGGGCGGCGCCGGGGCCCAGCGAGGAGCGGGAUCAGACGGCCAGGAGCGGGUUGGCUGCCAACUCCCCCUGCCGAGGAAGGAGCCCCUGAGUCUGCCUGCGUGCCCGUCUGUCCGUCCAUCCAGAGCUGGCAUCCUUGCCUGUCUAAAGCCUUAACUACGAUUCCCGCCCCGGGCUGGCCCUGUGCAGUGACCUUACUCAGGGGAUGUUUACCUGGUGCUCGGGAGGGGAGGGGCCGGGGAGGGGGCGCGGCGGGCGUGCGGUGGCCACACGCCCAAGGCCGGGGCGGCCAGGGACCCAAAGCAGGACGACCAUGCACCUCCCAUGCCACUGCCUCCCCGCUUAAUGCAUUUGGAACCAAAGUCUAAACUGAGCUAGCAGCCCCCUGCUCCGCCCCUCCGCCCCCAUCCUGCUUAGCGCUCUGGACAGAGGGACGCAGGCCCUGUCCAGCCCCCAGCGCUCUCAUCCCGGUCCCCAUGGGCUGCCCCAGCCAAUGAGACUGCUGGAAACCACGUCAGACCAGAUGGGUGGGCGAAAGGGCCAGGUGUGGCCUGGGGCGUGCGGAUGCUCCAAGGAACUGGACUGUUUUUUUCACACAUCGUUGCCGCAGCGGUGGGAAGGAAAGGCAGGUGUAAAUGAUGUAUUGGUUUACAGGGUAUAUUUUUGAUACCUUCAAUGAAUUAAUUCAGAUGUUUUACGCAAGGAAGGACUUAACCCAGUAUUAUUGCUGCUGUGCUUUCGAUCUCUGCUUACCGUUCAAGAGGCGUGUGCAGGCCAACAGUGGUGACCCCAUUGUCCACGGGACUGAAGGGGUGGGCCGUGGGCUCCAGUGCCCGCUCCUGCACUGGACCAGCCCCCUGCGUCCUCCCCCUCCCUCCCUCGGGCAGGAUGACCUUGAUGGGUAUUCUGUGGCCGCUGUCUGCGCACGCAGUGGCGUUCUGUCAUUUUCACACGUUGUUCUCAUUAAAAGGCAAAUUAUACUCAA